Messenger RNA from Pseudozyma hubeiensis SY62, 1506 nucleotides. RefSeq lists its product as hypothetical. Bases 1 to 1506 code for a protein of 501 amino acids. The record is from RefSeq and is a predicted model, not a curated record. Lineage: Eukaryota; Fungi; Basidiomycota; Ustilaginomycetes; Ustilaginales; Ustilaginaceae. The transcript has a single exon.
AUGCUACUCAGUAAGACGCCGCUGGCUUCCGGCCUUUUGGCCAUAGUGACGCUCUCGAUCGCCGUCUCCGCGUCGCUUGACCCCAUCGAGCAGCAUCUCUCCUCCCGAGACGCUUCAUCUUUCCAGGCAAGCAAAGAGGCUACUGGCAAGCUCGCCACGCCCAUCAAUCUAGGCCAAACAUCUGUCUCUCCUCAGACUGUGCUCAAACUGACUGGGCAGGACCUGCACAGCGACCUGCCUGACAAGUCUUCCUCCUCUUCAGCCUUCGAGGCCUCGAACAUCGUUGUUCCCGGCGACCCUGUUAGGAGCGAGGACCUGUCGGACAGGGCGCACUGCUCCUUCGGACAUGAAACAGCCAACAUCAAACGCAUUCGGUACACGAUGACUGUCAAGAUCGAUCGCGACGAGAGCGGUGCUACGACUGUAGCCGGCGCUGACUCGCUGCACGGAGUUGUGAUCAAGGCUACCUCGGGUUUGUACUCCAACUCAAACCCUGAUAAGGGAUCGUGUGCCAAGACGCUGGCUAGACAUGGCGAGGUCUGCGCUAACAGGCCGUACAUUGUGCCUCAAGCGAUUGUCCCAGUUGGCGUGUCCGCUAGAGCUGCUACCGGCAACGACAAGCCCGAGCCUGUCGGGGAGACGCCCAAAGCUGGUCCGAAUGAGCCAGCGUACCAUGCUGGACCGUACGUCUUGAAGCGAUCGACCACCUCUGACGUUCCUACCCUCGAUGACUGGAAGUCAUUGGAUCAGUCCGCCGACCUCAUCUUCAAGCGAGACACGUCGUCAAACUCUCCCAAGUACCAAAACGAUCGCACGGUCUCCGACUCCCACACGACCAUCACCAACCCCUCCUCCACCAUCUGCAUCGACACGGUCAAACGCGACAAGCAUAUCACUAAAAUCGUCCCCACCCGCACCCACACCCUCACCACCGACCAAUCGCCCACCUCUCCGCUUCACUUCGAACUCGUUCGCAGCGACUCGAAAGCCAACACCUGGAACCAGAUCAUCUACAACGCCCACGGUCAACCCGUCGACAUCACCCACCUCUCACUCACCUCCAACAUGUCCUUCUGGCGCGCCGAGUACUACUGUGCCGACUGCAAGAAGGGCGAUCGUCAGCACACGAUUCUGUACGAAAACGUCGAGAUUGAGGUGGACCAAGUUAACGACCAUGUGCCGAGCGUGCAGUGUGAGGGGGACGCAACGUCGACCAAUGUUCACAAGAGACAGACGAGCAGAUAUGCAGGCAAGAAUGGAUCGGGCGUGGAGUACAGUGGUGUAGUGUUUGCUAUUGAUCGUGUCGCUUUGGGAAUGUUCAAUGGCAAGGGUAAGGGAGGGAUGUCGGGUUACGCAGAGGGGCAUGUGAACGGGGUGUCGGGUAGUGUUUCUGCAACAGGGCAGCAGACUCCAAGCGUCGAAGAGUCGAAGGAGAAUGUGCAGAAGGAGCCGAUUGCAGUCCAGAGACGCGAUGUCGAAGUUGCGGAAGACGGUCCGGUCUUCUGA